AUGAGGAUGGAGACGAAUUCAGUCGAUGUAGAUGUGGACAUGGAUGACCAGGAUGAGGAGAGUGUAGAGGACGAAGAAGAAGAGAGUGGACUGCAAUGGCCAUGCCGUUGGUCUUCAUGGUUCCGAACUCCAGCUGUUUGUUGUGUCCAGGUAGCUGAAAGAGUAGUCCAGGUUGCAACAGCACGAACAGUACUAGUCCGAUCAGUAUGGGACCCCAAUCCGCCAUUGUUGCACUGCACCUUCUUUUCUUAG
This is a messenger RNA of Ilex paraguariensis (yerba mate), 252 nucleotides long. The record is from the annotation of a GenBank genome assembly. NCBI's taxonomy places the organism in Eukaryota, Viridiplantae, Streptophyta, Magnoliopsida, Aquifoliales, Aquifoliaceae.